Pelobates cultripes (western spadefoot toad) is the source of this 7682-nucleotide messenger RNA. The record is from the annotation of a GenBank genome assembly. Lineage: Eukaryota; Metazoa; Chordata; Amphibia; Anura; Pelobatidae.
GUCGGCUAUAUAUAAGUCUCGGGCACGGCUCAGAACCCGCGCAGAACGUUCGGGAUUCAGCUUGUUACAUUGUUUCAGGGCCGCUUCACACCAGAAACAUGAGGGAAAUCGUGCACCUGCAGGCAGGGCAAUGCGGAAACCAGAUCGGGGCCAAGGUGAGGGGACAUUGGGGGUUGUUCAAUCUUUAUAAAAUAAUGGAUGCCUGUCAUCUUACAGGAGCCAUGCUGGAGGGGGAUUUCUGUGCCCAAGAGCUUGCAAUCAAUAUUGUUAUUAAGGGUUUGGCUAAUCUGUAAUAAAGCAAUAUAAUUCAGAGCAGUUCAGAUCCCACAUCAGGGGUUACUAAGCUAUAUCAUACACUGUAUUAAGCCAUUUGUGACGCCCUGAACCCGCAGAGCUUGCACUCUAAUAUACAGGGGGUGAAGAACAGAGCAGGAUGUGGCUAUGCAGGGUACAGAAUGCAAUACAUGUGAGAGCAGAAUGCAAUAAAGGACAGAAGAAGGUAGCAUUUUGUUGCAGUCUGACCUCCAGAGCUUACACUCUAAUAUGGUGGAGGGGCUACAUUGACUUAUUAAGGGGUUUUAAGUGUGAACAUCUUCCCAGAGAGUGGUCAUUGUAGCUGUGACGCACCAGGAAAUGCAGCAUUGCGAUGACGCCUUGUCUUCCUUGGCAGUAGGGUGUGGUGGGAGCAACUGGUGUUGGUAUGACAGUGUCAUUUAGCUAAAUAAAAACUGCUACACUUUCUGUGUGCUAAUGUACAUGGAAGCCAUUGUGUCUCGGGGUCCAAUUUACUAAAUUGCUAUAAUAGAUACAUCUAUUACAGUGGGCAAUUAACAUUUUAAAGUAAUUUCUAUUCUUCUGAGAUUUGUGGAUGUUCUCGGAGGUAGCUUUAAUUACAUGUCACACCGUGUGUUUUUACGGACAUAUAGGGGUAUUAAUUAAAGCUAUGCAUACAGUCAUUAAUGUGUAUAAAUAUCAAUUCGUGAUCUUGGAUUUUUGUGUAUAGGUAUGCGCCUAUAAUAUCUAUAUGCUUAACUGCUUUCUUUCUAUACUACGGAGAAGGAGUCUCCCUGCCACACCCCUUUACAGCCGGAUCUACCCGCACUGACGCAUACGGGAGAAAUGACCUGGCCCUGUCUGGAAUGACACACAGCCUGUGCGUUUUAUUGCCAAGACUCUGCCAUACAUGGAACCUAUUUCCGCACGCCUUUACACAAGAUAGUAAAUACUUGGGGUAAAAAGCCUGAUGUAUGGUGUCACUGACAUCUGAUUGGAUUGUGGCAUUAUGCGAGGAUUUUAUUUUUUAUCUCCUUAGGACUUCUAGUGUUCACGUUUUCUGAUAUUUAUAUUUUUUGGGUCUUAGAAUGACUGUUUUGUAGAAUUAUUUCGGACCUUUAAUUCAUACACCAAUUCCAUAGCUUGAAUGCAAAUGCAGUAGGGCUUUAAGGUAACAGGAAAUUGUGGAGAAUUGCUAAGAAAAUUAAAUAUUUUUUUUUUGACAAAUAUAGCAGAUCUUGAAAGUGUGGUUUUUUUUAUAAAAUGGCUCGUAAGGUCUGAAAUUUGCCACAUUCCUUGGCAGUUCUUCACAAUUCACGGUUCAGCGAGUAAGCCCCCUAUGCAAGGUGGUUGGCUGCUUUGUCUGGGAUGCAGGAAAAUGGUGGCAUGUCAGUGUUGAAAGCCCAGACUCUAUUGCCAUGAGGCUCUUUUGUCACGAACACAAAACAACAUUAAUCUGUGCUGGUCUUGGUCCUGACACAGAUUUUUCCAUAAUGUGUUGGAUUGCAUGUGUCUUGGGUGGGGGAAGGGAAUACACUGAAUGCAGGAACUCGGAGGGUGGGGGCGAUGAGAGCAGAUUCUUUGCUGCAGCAGACAUCUUUCUUUAUCUGCCUGCUAAAGGGAAGGAGGUGUACGUUUAGCUUAUGGAGAUAUGUGCACUUCAAUUGUAUUCUUUAGAUAUGUUGCUGGUAAAAUGACAUGGCUUUUGUGGAGGGUUUUUACCUGUGUGUAUUUGUAACAAAUCUUUAUCUUGACAUUCAAACAAUAAACUUUUUUUUCUUCUCUCCCUUAAAUGGCUGCACUGCAUUUUAUCACCCUAAUCUAUACGACUUGAUUACGUUCGCCCAUAAAUGACUUGGCAUACGUUCACACUUCUCUAAUUUCUAGAACAGUUCUUGUAGCUGUUUGAUCUGACCAUGUACAACAUGGUCUACAGUAUGUGAACAUAGAACAUGAAUGCCAACCGGCAGACUAUAAAGUCACAGCUAGCAUGGCAGCCUUUUAAAAUCACUUAUUGUGCCUAACCUCACGGUAAGCUGUCAAACUGAAUUGAUGGUCACAGCAUAUGAUUUUCGCAUUUGGACAUCUGUGGAGAUGUUAUGGACUGUAAGAAUCUUAUUUCUAAGCUGUCAAAGCCUGGGAAAUUGAUCCAUAACAUCGCCAGUAUCAACAAGGGUUGGGUUACCUUCUAUUCCUUGCUAUUGUGAAUGACUCAAAGAUGACUUAACAGCUCGGAUAGUGGGUCUCUAGGGAAGGUGUCACUGAACACUUUCACAUACUGAAGAGUGCAAAAUUAGUCUAUGGAAGAUGCCACAAGACAGCAAAAUCCUGCUGAGUUAAGUGCCAUCUCACUUUUCAGGAUUCUGCUAUCUCUGGCAUUGACCAUAGUGUAGAAAUUGACACACGCAUAGUGAGAUGCCAUCGACAUGCAUUUCCGGUCUUGUGGUAAAGAUGCAUUUCUCAAUCAGCCACUGAGAGUCACAUCUGAUUGGAACUAGCAGAUAGUAUGCUUCCUGAAUCUUGCCCUUUGCCUAAAAUCAGCUUGCUGAUCCUGCUUACCAUUAUCUUUUGGUUGUCUUCUGAUUGAAGAUAACUGGCAUUGGAGUAUUGUCGUGUCCCUGGCCAGCUGUUGGCUUGUCUGAACAAACCAGCUCUAUAGCAGUAUAUUUUUGUCACUCAUCGAAAAGCCUUUCAGUAUUGGUGACUUUUAGAUUAAAAUAAUGUAGGCCUACUUUCUGAAUGGGACUUGACACCAAAAAUUUAUGUGUGAAAUUUGGUUUUCGUGUUCUGUAGAGCUGAACGCAUUGUAGUUUGAUAAACCGACUGUUCCGAAACCCCCAAAUUAAGCCUUGUCUAAAUGCUAAUCUUAUAAAACCAUGAGCAGCAAUAGUGUGCACAAUUUGCCCUAGUUCCUUGGCAUUUCCUUGGAGGGUGGUUGUUUGGGGGCUUUACGCAUUCCACCGUCUGAGGUCUCUUAAGAUAAUAGGUUUCUAACUUCUUGAUUACCAAAGCAAUCUGUUUUAUUUGUAUCAUUUAAAAUGGCUAUUUGGCUACUGAAAUCUAAAAUAUUUAGACUAAAGCAGCAUUUAUUGCGUUCAUAUCUCCAAGGAUGUUAUCUUGUGACUUUUAUAGGCAUGUGACAUUCUUGCUAUCUAGACUUUGCUUUCUUGAUAAACGGUAAAUUACUGAAAGUUAUAAAUUACUGCAAAUCGUCUGCUGACCUAUCUGAAACACCUAAUGAUGUGUGUAAUUUGUGUAGCAAGCAGAAUCUUUAUCUACUCAUACUUUCACUUUGCAGUUCUGGGAAGUGAUCAGCGAUGAACAUGGAAUUGAUCCUACAGGAACAUACCACGGAGACAGUGAUCUCCAACUGGAAAGGAUUAAUGUGUACUACAAUGAGGCCUCAGGUAGGAACUGUUUUGGCUGUCUGGUGCAGUGGUGCUAGAAUGACUGUACAACUCUUAUCAAUCUUUACUAUGGUAGUAAAUUUAUCUUGUUUGUAUUGAGGCUUAUUUUUGUCCCACAGGUGGCAAGUAUGUCCCCAGAGCAAUCCUGGUUGAUCUUGAACCUGGCACAAUGGAUUCAGUCCGAUCCGGGCCUUUUGGACAGAUCUUCAGACCAGAUAACUUCGUCUUCGGUACGUAGAAUCAUAUUUGAGAUUGAGGCAUUGUUUUUGGUUUUUUUAACACUAGGCUAUGGUGUUUGCAUACACAGGUCUUGUCUGUCUGAGGAGAAAAUAGAUAUUAACUGCAGUCUAUAAAUUGGACUCUUGGAACAUUUUCACAAGUCAACAAAUCUAGCCUUGUACAUGCUUAGAGGUUUUUUCUUGUGAAAUGGAAGUCAUUUAUUUGCAAUUUUUUAUCUUAAAUUCCUUACAGGAAUUGUCAUAAGUCAUAAGAAUUGCUAUCUUUAAAUAAGAAAUUUAAAGAUGGUAUGUUCAAAUUGGGUUGGUUGACUGAAAAGCUCUGCUUUUGUUAGAAAACAUUGCUUCAUGAAGAAGUGUUGCUAUGACAAUGUAGCAGUUUCCAUGGCAACAUUCACUGUAGAGCCACCAUUGUGUCAUGGGUAGAAACAUCAAUGAGAAAUAAAAUGGAAAGGCUUGCUUUCUCUAAAGAGCUUCUGUUAUUUCCCCAAUUCCACCAACAGUGGGUGGUUUAUCUCUAAAACUAAAUUUAAGAGAAUCUGUGCUGAUCCUCCAGUGCUCUGUCUCCAACCACCUAACAAAUGUUCAGGCGGAUACAGGGUUUCUGACUCAACCAGUGACAUUGUAUAUUGUCACCACCUUCCUGUCCCACCUUGUAGGACAGGAGCCUCAGAUUGUACGAUAGCAGCAGGCUUUGAUGGGAGAAGGGAGGCUCUCCGUUGUUAAAUGCCUUCAGCUGACUAAUAAAAGUCAAAUAAAAAAAUGUCAUUAAGUUGUACUGCAUUAACAGUUUGAGGCUAGACAGGAAAUAUGCAUUCACAGAAAUGGAUACACAAUGGGGUAUGCCUUAAAUCUAUGCUCUGAUACCUGUAUGUUGUGAUGCUGUUGCGUAUCACGUAACAUAAUAGCCACUCGGCAAAGGAUAACCUAUAAAAUGUAUAGACCUUUUAGGUGAUCCUGUCCAUGAAUCUAUGCAAAAACUGUAUAGUCGUUAAUACUCGGCUAAUGACUUUCCAAGACAGACAUCAAGGAUCAACAUAAGUUUUGUAUUUAGGACUUGCCCACUCACAUUUCCAUGGGGAUGUUUAUUAAACUUUACACUGUUCAGUUGUGAAGCACACAGGAAGUUUGUUUUGGUGAGGUCAGACAAUCCAGUUGUGCUGUAGCUGGUGGAAAAAUCAGGCCUCUUUAGGAUGUUUUUGGUAUAUCUUGCAAAACAUGACUUUCCUUAAUAGACAUCCUAUCUUUUUUACAGGUCAGAGUGGUGCUGGUAACAACUGGGCAAAGGGUCACUACACAGAGGGUGCAGAACUGGUAGACUCUGUGAUGGAUGUUGUGAGGAAGGAAUCUGAAAGUUGUGACUGCCUACAAGGUUUUCAACUUACACAUUCACUUGGUGGUGGUACAGGCUCUGGAAUGGGAACCCUUCUUAUCAGCAAGAUUCGUGAGGAAUACCCUGACCGCAUCAUGAACACCUUCAGUGUAGUGCCCUCUCCCAAGGUGUCAGAUACAGUGGUAGAACCAUACAAUGCUACACUUUCUGUGCACCAACUGGUGGAGAACACUGAUGAAACUUACUGCAUAGACAAUGAGGCUCUGUAUGACAUCUGCUUCCGCACUCUGAAGUUGACAACUCCUACUUAUGGCGACCUCAACCACUUAGUUAGCGCCACCAUGAGCGGUGUCACCACUUGCCUGCGUUUCCCUGGCCAGCUCAAUGCGGAUCUUCGUAAGCUAGCAGUCAACAUGGUUCCCUUCCCACGUCUUCAUUUCUUCAUGCCAGGCUUUGCCCCACUGACCAGCCGCGGGAGCCAGCAAUACCGUUCACUGACAGUGCCCGAGCUUACUCAGCAGAUGUUUGACUCCAAAAAUAUGAUGGCUGCUUGUGAUCCACGACAUGGACGCUACCUCACAGUGGCUGCUGUAUUCAGAGGACGCAUGUCCAUGAAGGAAGUAGAUGAACAAAUGCUGAAUGUUCAAAAUAAGAAUAGCAGCUACUUUGUGGAAUGGAUCCCAAAUAAUGUCAAGACUGCAGUUUGUGACAUCCCACCACGUGGUCUGAAGAUGGCUGCCACCUUCAUUGGAAACAGCACUGCCAUCCAGGAACUGUUCAAGCGCAUCUCUGAGCAGUUCACAGCCAUGUUCCGGCGCAAGGCCUUCCUUCACUGGUACACUGGAGAGGGAAUGGACGAGAUGGAAUUCACAGAAGCUGAGAGCAACAUGAAUGACCUGGUCUCAGAAUACCAACAGUAUCAGGAUGCAACAGCAGAGGAAGGAGAGUUUGAAGAGGAAGGCGAGGAGGAGGUUGCUUGAAACCUUCUUGCCCCAUUUUACCUAGUCACUGGAGAGCCCCUUCCCAUCCCCCAAACACAAUCAGCCCCCUCCCCUGCAGUGAGAAGCAGCAGAGACUCUGAAUGGGUGAGGGGUUAGCAUUUUUGUAAACGGUGACUUUCCUAGUCCCUGCCCCAAGUAGAGGCAGAAAUAUUGGGCCAAAAUGUAAUCUUUAACCAGAAAUCUCUGUUCGUAUAAAUAUUUGGGCUCUCAUGUUGGUAGCAUGCCAUUAAUGGAUUUCAUAGUUAACUAGUUUGUUAUGGCUCAUAAAACGGUUAUUUCAUAAUGACUUGGGAGUUUUUUUGUUUUAUAGCUCUACUGUCCUAGUAACUUGCUUUAAAUGGGUAGUGGUGUCUUAAAUUUUAAUUGCUGUAAACAAUGUAAAAUGUAUUGGGCCAAUAACUUUGCAGAAGUGCUACAAAUGGCUCCCUUCCUGCCAAUAACUAGCCCAAUCCUCCCUAACCUUUUUAGCUGCAUGUGACUCCUUGCCUCUUCCUGUGUCAACAUUUGUUUAUAUUCUGCCAAUUGCAACUUAAUGAGCUGCACAAUUAGCAAUUUUGGGAAUUCUUUCUUUAUAAGUAUCUUGUUUCCAGAGAUUUUAGCACAAAGCCCUGUCUCACGCUUUCUCUCAAUGUUUGUUCUUGAAUUGGUGUGCACGGUGUCCUAAAAUUUGUGUGCUUUUUGGGGGAGCGGGGGGGGUGAAUGAGCGAAUGAGGCGCCUGCUAAACAUUCUUUGCAGCAGCCUUUCCAAAUCUCUGCCACUUCAUACGCUGUUUGCAUUUCACGAUUCAUAUUUGGCUGUCCUAUGCCCAUUCAGAGACUCUGUUGCCCCGGUUCUCACUGCCAGCAGUCACAACAGCCAUGGUCAAUCAGCUCUAAAUCUAGUUCAGCACCGGCAGGCUUUAUGACACUUACUCUUUAUGUUGCUGUGCUAACGAUCGUGUUGUGUAUCACUCAUGAGUGACUGGUCUUCCUUUCCAUACCGCUCACCCCAUGACCUUGCCCCACAUCCCCCAAAUAAAUUUGACAUUGAGGUUUAACCUUUUUCUGUGCAAGUGUGGUGGGCCACAUACUGCCUAUUCUCCUGCCAUGUCCAGCCACUUAUUUGUACACCCUGGUAAAGAAAGAAGUUAGACUGCCCUCUAGGUAAAGCUGAAGAUCAUUAGUGUGUUAACGAGAGCUAUCUUUCGUUAUGGACCCAUUAUUUAAGUGGGUUCUGAAAAUUUCCUAAGUUCUUACAACUUCAUGUCUGUUUCAGUGAGUAAUCACGUGUCAUUGUGAAUUUUGUGCCCGAAUCAUUGGACCUGUUGCACAGGGUGGAAGCACUUACCCAGCAAUGCUUUGUCUGCGCACUACACUACUGAAUAAACGCCUGUGCUCAAACAAGUUCUGUUUGUUUUGUGUCUGGGAGGGUGGAUUGGUUUUGUUGAUCGGG